This is a messenger RNA of Musa acuminata subsp. malaccensis (wild Malaysian banana), 957 nucleotides long. NCBI's taxonomy places the organism in Eukaryota, Viridiplantae, Streptophyta, Magnoliopsida, Zingiberales, Musaceae. The record is from RefSeq and is a predicted model, not a curated record.
AUGGAGAAAUGUAUAUGUGGUUUUUUUUUUCUUAUUAUUAUUUCUGGUCUGUUCGAAUCCAAAGCGUCAGAGUUAUGGCCGUAUCAAAGUCAAUUAUUCCUCUCCGCCAUGGUGGCUAUGAUCAUGCUGCGAACACUGUACAGAGAUGCCUCCAAGUACAACCAGCUUGAAACACAAGAAGCCCAAGAAGUGACAGGGUGGAAGCUAGUUCAUGGGGAUGUAUUCAGGGCUCAAACCAACUCAGAUUUGUUGUGCGUAUAUGUUGGAACAGGUGUUCAGUUCUUUGGUAUGCUGCUGGUGACCAUGAUUUUUGCAGUUCUCGGCUUCCUCUCUCCAUCAAACAGAGGGGGACUGUUGGCAGCUAUUCUCCUACUUUGGGUCUUUAUCGUUGAGGAAAUCUCUCAUCUAGCUGUCCCCUUUACGACAAUGUUUGCUAGCUAUGUUGGUUUCAAGAAGCCUGCUAUGCAGUUGAGAUCCGUGAAGCCGAACAAGAUUCCCAGGCAGAUACCAGAACAGGCUUGGUACAUGAACAGGCCAAUUUUCUCGAUACUAAAUGGUGGCAUUCUCCCUUUUGGAGCUGUUUUCAUUGAGCUCUUCUUCAUCCUUACUUCAAUCUGGCUUAAUCAGUUCUACCACUUCUUCGGGUUCCUCUUCCUUGUCUUUAUCAUUCUCAUUAUCACCUGUGCGGAGAUCACAAUCGUCCUAUGCUAUUUCCAGCUGUGCAGUGAGGAUUACUUGUGGUGGUGGAGAUCCUACCUGACGUCUGGAUCUUCUGCUCUUCACCUUUUCCUCUAAGCAACCUUCUACUUCUUCACAAAUCUGGAGAUCACCAAGCCAGCCUAUGGAAUUCUGUACUUGGGAUAUAUAUAUGCCUUCUUUGUGCUGACAGGCACAAUUGGCUUCUGUGCAUGCGUCUGGUUUACAAGGUUGAUUUAUUCAUCAGUGAAGAUAGAUUGA